GAAGGGACCAGAGCGGCGGGGCGGCAUACGGUGGCCGGUAGGACCUCGGAGGCGGCGGUCUCAGCAGCGGGAUGGAAAGAUCUUGACAUUCCUUUUGAACAUGUUGCUAUACUACAUGAAGAGUAUUAGUAUUAUAUGACUAGAAUUUCCAAUACCUAAAUAAUGUUUUUUCAUGCAAGUUCAGCAUAACCACAUUAGAUAAUUACACUAUCAGAUUUGGAAUGUGACUACAUUAAUGCUAGAUCUUGCUGCUCGAAACUAAAUAAAUGGGUGAUCCCUGAAUUGAUUGGCCACACCAUUGUCACUGUAUUAAUGCUUAUUUCACUGCACUGGUUCAUCUUCCUUCUCAAUUUACCUGUAGCAACCUGGAAUAUAUAUAGGUACAUUAUGGUUCCCAGUGGAAACAUGGGAGUAUUUGAUCCCACAGAGAUCCACAAUCGAGGGCAGCUAAAAUCACACAUGAAGGAGGCCAUGAUUAAGCUUGGCUUUCACCUUCUUUGUUUCUUCAUGUACCUUUACAGUAUGAUCCUGGCUUUGAUAAAUGACUGAUGUCGAAGUGGAACUCUUAAGGUGGCCAAAUUCUGAAUUGACACUCUAUUGAAAUGUUAUGGAGCCAGGAGCAGCUUUCAAGUAACUAGACCAGUGUUGUCAUGCAGUAUAUUUUUCCUCUUCGAACAAAAAAUAUUUUUGCUGUAUUUUUUGACAUAUAAAAUAUUUUAAAAAAACCA
Elgaria multicarinata webbii is the source of this 728-nucleotide messenger RNA. RefSeq names its product cornichon family AMPA receptor auxiliary protein 4 (gene CNIH4). Gene Ontology annotation, biological process: endoplasmic reticulum to Golgi vesicle-mediated transport. Gene Ontology annotation, cellular component: endoplasmic reticulum membrane; COPII-coated ER to Golgi transport vesicle. The coding region runs from base 313 to 549 and encodes 78 amino acids. Lineage: Eukaryota; Metazoa; Chordata; Lepidosauria; Squamata; Anguidae. The transcript has 6 exons. The record is from RefSeq and is a predicted model, not a curated record.